UUUGCUUUCGAGUCAGUUUACCUAGAAGAAAGGGAAAUGCGUUUUGUAAAAUACGUUUGAACAUGGAGAUUCAGCAAUUUUCUUGGCCAUGUAAAAAGGAGAGUAGGACAUAUUUACUUCCGGCCGUGAUACUAGGAAACUGGGUACACUAAAAAGCGCAUGCGCGCCGCUGAAUACGCGGUAAGUUGGAAGGAAGCAAGUUUAUUCCACCGAAAACCAAAAAGCUACAAGAUUAAUUCAAAUCUUGUCAUUUCUGCUAGAAGACUUGGUUUGCUACUUGCCUGGAAAUUACUGUAUGUUCCCCAUGUGAUAUUUGAAAAUGAGUUAUCCCGGGGAAGAGCGAGAUUCGAGCAAUGCUCCAAUUUCUGCGAGUCGAAACCCUCCUCCAGGCUCAACAGUUGAAAAAGACAAAACUCAAGAAAAACCAAAAGCUCUCGGCGGUCAAAGCUCGGGUGAGGGUCACCAUGGAACAAGACCGCUUGACAUGGCAGCCACAAUGAAGGUCGGCAAGGCAGCACCCGUACUCAACCGACCAAUCGCUCCUGCAGCAGCUACAUCAUCUAAUGUCCUAGCAAUGGGCGGCCAUAUAGGAUCCAGCUACAUGCCCGGUUUUGGAGUCCAAGGUCACCCGUUGGUAAACCCAGCCAUCCCACUACAAGCUUCCAUGCUGCGGGGGGCCAUGUCUCCCCAUCACCCAUUCUCGCCCCAUGUGCCAGUAGGCGCAGCAGCUGCUGCCCUAGCAGGGGCGCCCCCACGAAGUCUAUCCUCUAUACGCUCUGCAAUAAAACCGAGAGUAACUACGCACCACCAGGGGCCUAUCUCAACCACGCCUAGUGUACACCCUCAAGCAAGUGCAACCACAUCAGCCCCUGCUGUUGCCCCCAUUGCAUCUACAGCAGCAUUCUACCAACAGAGUGGCGAACACAAGCAGGAGAUACGUGAUGUAAGACCAUCCUUGGUGACAGAUCUAGCGCGACAUGCUGGAUCACCUCAUGUGUCAGCGACUCCAACUGCGGCAGGAGUCUCUGCUCAUCCUAUUCCAGUCGCCACUUCUAAGGUGCCACCCUCAGGAGUCUCCAGUGCACCUCACAAACCAGCACAACCCGGUUUGUUGGCGCACUUUAGCCAGACCCACAGUCCCCUUCACAUGCCUACGUCAGCCGCAGCAGGAAGUAUCGCCCAAGGUGGUAUAGUCAGCGGAGGGGUGGUGUCGAUGGGUGGGCAGCCGCCUAAGGCAGCACCCUCUCCUGUCUCUGUAGCAGCUGUGACCAGUAAGAUGUACUCUCACAUGAACUUCAGCAAGCAAGGUCAGCAAUCUGAGAUGGCGCAACAGUCUGGCGAAUUGUCAAGACUAUCUAGCAAGUCAAGCGGCAAGGCAUCUCCCGGACCCGCCCAAGCCCACAUCACAGCAGUGACAACAAUGAGCACCUCCCAUGCCGUCCCCGCUAGCUCACCCAUGCAUGCCGCCAUGGUGAGCGAUGGUCGGGCAGACAGAUACAUUACACUUUCUUCUUCCCUUUCACAAGAGGCCAGUUUCUCCCACUUUUUCAAGCCACACCAGCAAGUGCCCUUGGCAAACCCAAUGUACCACCCUGGUAUUCCAGCACCUUACAUGUUUGGCCCAGAACACUUAGGUUACCCAAUCCAUAUUGGACCUUAUGGACCGCCUCCCUCUGGUAUAAGGGUGUCACACGCAGUGACAACUGCCUCAGCACAAGGUGCUGCUGCCACGGCAACUGUUAUGAACCCAGCAAUCAUUAUGGAUCAGACGAGAUACAUUGCCCUGACUCAACAAGCGGCUGCUGGAUUUGGAGGUCUCGCUACUAAUUGUAUGGCUGGCGACGUCCCUGGCUCCUCCUCUAUGAUGGAUGUGACCACGCCCAGUAGCGGCAUCUACAGUAUGCCUGUACUAGGGGUCCCACCAGCAAGCUCUGGGAUUCCUGUGUCAAUAUCGACAUCUAACCCUAAUGCCACGUCACCACGCCCGAGCAUUCUUCGCAAACGCACUUCUGAGGGACUCAGGAAGCCAACAAUUGUUCCAUAUAAUGACGGUGGUGCACCAUCUUCCCAAGCAGAGAAGCCAGGUAGCCCCCGGUCAGACACCACAACUCUGUCGGCCCCUCAGUCUGGACAGAACUCCCCCAAACCUCCAAGUGAUGCUGGUAGUCAAUCAAAUGACCAAGUCGCCCCAUCAACAACCCCGACAACCACCCAAGAACCACCCAAGCCUGCCGACCCAAGCGCACCAGUGACAGUGAAGAAGGAGCAAGGUGAAUCAGCGGCAGCCACCCCAACACCCACCACAACUACUGUUGCACCAACAGCAACUGACAAGCCAGCUGUAAGCUUACCUGAUGGGGCAUCCCCACGCAAGAAACCACGCAAGCAGAAUGUAGUUGUGACCGAGGAUAAAUACGGCAGCACGGUACCAAUAGAAGAAACAUUAUCUGAAGAAGAUGACAAAAAAAAGCUAGCUGCACAAUCUGAAGAAGCUUCCCAACUCGAUGAAGAUCUAAAGUUUAUCCUUCUCAAGCGGCCCAAGAUUUCUAUAUUUGGUGGUUAUAAAGUCAACACAAAGGCUGCCCAUAACCACUUCCUCCGCUAUUCUGACGUCAAACUCAAAGAUGACCGCAAACCGACAAUCCAGGACCUGGCCAAUCAGAAGGGCGUGGCCCACCGGUUGAGUGGCUGGAGGGUGCAGCACAUUGCCGCCCAGAUGGACGAGCUCAACACCGUGGAGCAGGAGGUGCUCAAGAAGCUGUUUGAGUUGAGGGACAAGCUCCCUCGACCACGCCAAGGACAGAAACCCUCCAAGUUCCAGGACGAGCUGCUCAUGCUAGACGAGCUAAUACAGGGAAACAUCCAGCGCUCCCAGCUCGUGUCUGAGCAAUUGUCCGACUCGCGGAAAACAAUGGUCAAGGUGCUGGAGCAUCGUCCUCGCUGUGUCGACAUAAUCCAGAAAUACAUUAACAAACGCAACCCAAAGAAGAAGAGCUGAGCCCACGUUUUUCCACCACACUGUACAUAAUACCAUAUAUAGUAACACGCUUCGUGAUCUAGGGAAUGUUAUCACGUGAUUUGUUGCAUGGGGUACCGCCUAGGAAAGCGUGUUUGCCACGUGAUGAUGCGGUCAUCCCCUUUAUAUAUUGAAAGACCAUAGAUUUCCAUCCCUAGCGUUGUAUUUGGGAUUCCUGUUGUUGUUGGUCACGAGGGGUUGGGGAGAGCUUUCUGUGACGUCAGAACUUACAGGAACCCCAGGAAGCCCGAGAAAUAACGCCUUGAAAUAGGCUGCUAAUGUCAGCGUGAACCAGCCCUGGGUCAGUAUUCCAUGUAAGAUCCCAAGGUUAGUGCUGCAUCAUAGCCCUAGCAUUAAUACAGCAUAAGCUUUCUCAGUCUAUCAAAAUGUUUGAUAGAAUAUGAAAAAUAUGCCUUGUGUGAUGACUGCUCUGGGCGUGUUACAGUGCGAACACAGCAUAAGUUAUCCAUAAAAUCACAUGGUUUAUUCCUCUGCUGGAAAGGUUUUUAAUAAAUUAAGCAUUAUCUA
Molecule: messenger RNA, 3544 nt
Organism: Nematostella vectensis (starlet sea anemone)
Lineage: Eukaryota; Metazoa; Cnidaria; Anthozoa; Actiniaria; Edwardsiidae
Product: histone deacetylase complex subunit SAP130-B
Exons: 16
Coding region: 320-2998 (892 amino acids)
Biological process (GO): negative regulation of transcription by RNA polymerase II
Cellular component (GO): Sin3-type complex
Source: RefSeq, a predicted model, not a curated record